This is a messenger RNA of Erinaceus europaeus (western European hedgehog), 766 nucleotides long. RefSeq names its product glutathione S-transferase P. Gene Ontology annotation, molecular function: glutathione transferase activity. The coding region runs from base 16 to 696 and encodes 226 amino acids. The transcript is spliced from 7 exons. The record is from RefSeq and is a predicted model, not a curated record. Gene Ontology annotation, biological process: glutathione metabolic process. Gene Ontology annotation, cellular component: cytosol. NCBI's taxonomy places the organism in Eukaryota, Metazoa, Chordata, Mammalia, Eulipotyphla, Erinaceidae.
CCCCCCCCCAGCUUUAUGCCGGGGCUUCUAGAAGACUCAGGAAGUUUCUCUCUGCCUCCUCCAGUGCCGCCUUACACCAUCGUCUACUUCCCGGUUCAAGGGCGCUGCGAGGCCAUGCGCACGCUGCUGGCAGACCAGGGCCAGAGCUGGCAGGAGGAGGUGGUGACCAAGGACAGUUGGUUGCAGGGUCCACUCAAGGCCACCUGUCUGUAUGGGCAGCUCCCCAAGUUCCAGGACGGAGACCUCACCCUGUACCAGUCCAAUGCCAUCCUGAGACACCUGGGCCGCACCCUGGGGCUGUAUGGGAAGGACCAGCGGGAGGCGGCGCUGAUAGACAUGGCCAACGAUGGCGUGGAGGACCUUCGCUCCAAGUACGCAGCUCUCAUCUACACCAACUACGAGGCGGGCAAGGAGGCCUACGUGAAGGCGCUGCCCGGGCACCUGAAGCCGUUUGAGACCCUGCUGUCCCAGAACCAGGGCGGCAAGGCCUUCCUCGUGGGUGACCAGAUCUCCUUUGCUGACUACAACCUGCUGGACCUGCUGCGGAUCCACCAGACGCUGGCCCCCGACUGCCUGGGCGCCUUCCCCCUGCUCUCAGCCUACCUGGAGCGGCUCAGCACACGGCCCAAGAUCAAGGCCUUUCUGGCCUCCCCCGAGCACCUCAACAGGCCCAUCAACGGCAAUGGGAAGCAGUGAGGGCCGACGGCCCAUGGCGGGGGCUGCCUAGUCCCCCGUCUCCCCAGGAUCAGUAAAAUUCCCCAGAGCA